Messenger RNA from Soboliphyme baturini, 915 nucleotides. NCBI's taxonomy places the organism in Eukaryota, Metazoa, Nematoda, Enoplea, Dioctophymatida, Soboliphymatidae. The record is from the annotation of a GenBank genome assembly.
AUGAAAGACAUCAUUGCAGUCAGGGGCAGCGACGUGACUUUUGCUUGCCAGGUCAUAAACGCAGGAAGGCAUCUGGUCGCGUUUGUCAGGGCAGAGCCGACCGUAUUGCUGACGUGGCAGCACCGUGUAUUCGCCAGCAGACCACAUAAAUACAACCUGGAAGUAAGGGGCGACACGUGGCUUUUGGAAGUGCGAAACGUGCAGCCGUCGGACGAGGGUUUGUACAUGUGUCAAGUCAACACAAACCCGAUGAUGGCUCAAAUCGCGUACCUCAGUCUGAAAGUUCCUCCCCGGAUCGACAAGGACCGCACCACUCAUGACGUCAUUGUACAGGAAGGUCAGAACGUCACGUUGAACUGUGCUGCAGACGGUUCUCCAACUCCGACGAUUUCGUGGAGGCAUAAAGACGGAGCUGUGAUACUCACAAACAGCCCUGAAGGAUAUGGAGAGAGCGUCGUCCUCAAGCAGAACCUGACCCUAUAUAGGGUGAGCAGGAAGCAUAUGGGCGAGUACAUAUGCUUAGCCAGCAACGACGUCCCGCCAGACGAGUCUUGGAGCAUCAGGCUGCAUGUGCACUUUUCACCGUCGAUUCGCCCGAUAGAAGCAGUGGUUAACAGCGGUGCCGGCAAAUCCGCACAACUGAGCUGCGUCGCUGAGGCUUGGCCAAAGCCGGAAUUUUCAUGGGAGUUUCGAGGAACCGUCAUUGUCCCUGAUUAUCAAAAAUACCGUAUCAGCAUAGAGGCAAACCAGUCCGAGGCGUAUGACACGCUGAGUACAUUAACCAUCGACCAUUUAAGCAAGACCGAUGCCGGGACCUACUUUUGUGCGGCAUCGAACGAAUACGGAUCCGUGAGUUCUGCGGUGGAGCUUAAAGGCGAGAAAACAAAGACCAUUUUCCUUACUUCUAAUCAGUAA